CCACGUGCAGGUAGAACAAGAGGCUCACAAUGUGUGGUAUCUGGGCCCUGUUUGGGAGUGAUGAAUGCCUUUCUGUGCAGUGCCUAAGUGCCAUGAAGAUAGCACACAGAGGUCCUGAUGCAUUUCGUUUUGAGAACGUCAAUGGUUUCACCAACUGCUGCUUUGGUUUCCACCGCCUGGCAGUUGUGGAUCAGUUAUAUGGUAUGCAGCCAAUCCGGGUGAAGAAAUUCCCAUACCUCUGGCUGUGUUACAAUGGAGAAAUCUACAAUUUCAAACAGCUGCAGAAGCAGUUUGGAUUUGACUAUCAAACAUUAGUGGAUGGUGAGGUUAUCCUUCAUCUAUACAACAGAGGAGGAAUAGAACAAACAGCAUCCAUGCUAGAUGGUGUAUUUGCUUUCAUCCUUCUGGACACUGCAAACAGAAAAGUGUUUCUGGCGAGAGAUACCUAUGGAGUCAGACCACUGUUUAAGGUGCUGACUGAUGAUGGAUUUUUGGGUGUCUGUUCUGAGGCAAAAGGACUUAUCAACUUAAAGCAUUCAACAUCCUUAUGUUCUAAAGUGGAACCAUUUCUUCCUGGUCAUUAUGAAGUGUUGGACUUAAAGCCCUCUGGCAAGGUUGCAUCAGUGGAAUUAGUAAAGUUUCACAGUUGUAAAGAUGAACCACUCCAUGCUGCAUGUGAUACAGUGGAAGCUCUGCCUUCAGGUUUUGACCUUGAAACGGUGAAAAGCAACAUCCGUAUUCUCUUUGAAAAUGCUGUUAGAAAACGUUUGAUGGCUCACAGGAGGAUUGGUUGUCUUCUGUCAGGGGGCUUAGAUUCCAGCUUGGUUGCAGCUGUUCUUCUGAAACUGAUGAAAGAAAUCAACAUCAAUUAUCCAUUACAAACCUUUGCAAUUGGAAUGGAAAACAGUCCUGACUUACUUGCUGCUAGAAAGGUAGCAGCACAUAUAGGCAGUGAACAUCAUGAAGUAAUACUUAAUACUGAAGAGGGGAUUCAGGCAAUAGAGGAGGUUAUCUUCUCGUUGGAAACCUAUGAUAUAACAACAAUAAGAGCUUCUAUUGGUAUGUAUCUUGUCUCCAAAUAUAUUCGGAAGAAAACAGACAGUGUGGUCAUUUUUUCAGGAGAAGGCUCAGAUGAGCUGACACAAGGAUAUAUAUAUUUCCAUAAGGCACCAUCUCCCGAGGAAGCUGCAGAAGAGAGCGAGAGGCUUCUGAAGGAGCUCUACCUGUUUGAUGUACUUCGUGCAGACAGAACUACUGCAGCACAUGGCCUUGAACUGAGAGUCCCAUUUUUGGAUCAUCGGUUUACUUCUUAUUAUUUAUCUCUGCCAGCAGAACUGCGAAUCCCAAAGAAUGGAAUUGAAAAAUACCUUUUAAGAUUGUCCUUUGAAGAUUCCAAUUUACUUCCCAAAGAAAUUCUCUGGAGACCUAAAGAAGCUUUCAGUGAUGGUAUAGCCUCAGUAAAGAAAUCCUGGUUUUCCAUUCUUCAGGACUAUAUUGAUCAACAGGUUGAUGACCUUUUACUGGAGAAGGCAGCGGAGAAAUAUCCUUUCAAUCCUCCUAAAACAAAAGAAAGUUAUUACUACCGGCAGAUCUUUGAAAAACACUACCCAGGGCGGAGCAGCUGGCUGCCCCACUACUGGAUGCCAAGAUGGGUUAAAGCUACUGAUCCUUCUGCACGCACAUUGAAACAUUACAAGUCAGCUACCCAAGAGUAGACUGUUCAAAUAAUCCCCAUAUAAAAGUGCUGCAAGCGUUUUGUGUGCACUCUGCUUUAAGAAAACCAAACAAAUUAUGCAAACCUAAAGCUUAAAUCGUCUUUAAGGUGUUCUUUGACAAUGCUAUUGGAAAUAAAAGCUUUCUGUUGUUGGUGUACUGUUAAGAACUUAUGCUGCUGUACCAAAACUUUGUAAUUCACGGGGACAUACUUUCUGGACAAGGGACUACUUUGUUUGACAGCUCUGUUCCUUACGUAACCUUGACUGUAUUAAUUUUCCUUGAAGUCAUUUAAUAUAUUUUAAUGUGAGCUCUGUUUUGAGGAUUUGAAUCAGGCUGAGGGAUGCAAACUCCCCUCUGAGCAAAGGGGAAUUGGACUCUAGCUAUCUGGUGAUUUCUGUUCCUGGCUGAGGAGCUUGAAUAGUAUCUGCAUUAUUCUAUUCUGAAUGUUCUUCUACACACUCCUGAAAACCUUGGUCUAGUUUUCAAAAAGUAUUUAGAUAUUCAUAGCUAUGCAGAGAUGCUUUCUAGAGUUUAUUGAGAUGGUGCUGGGAGUUAAUUAAAUUAAUGGCAAUCUUAUUUGUUACUGUGAAGCCACCAGUUGGCUGUUCUGUAAAUAUACCAUCAGUCGAAAGAUAUUGUGACUGUUAUCAAAGAGCAGAAUGGAUAAGAGAAGCCAACUUAAAUCUUUGUUUCUAACUCACGGACUUCAGCUUUUAUAAAUGUAUUUAUUAUUCUUGAAAAAAUAGUGUUAACUGGGUGAUGUGUAUCAGUCUGGAAAUUGCAUGAGUAAGUAUUUGAAGAAAUUUUUCAUUUAUUGUGAGAGUUUUCCACCUGUAUGAUGAAAAGGCUGACUGUGUUGCUGCUGAACUGCAGGUGGCCAACUGUGUGGGUGAACCAAACCUGUUAACCAUAGGUUGUGGUUGGACAAAGCAUCACUGACAACAAUGGGAUCAGAUGCCUUGUUUGGAAAAGUAGGGGGAAAACUGCUUCAGAAAUCACAAGAGCUUCUAAUACUCUACUGAAAAAAACACCUGAGUUUUUACCCAAGAUAACUUUUUAUUAACUAAGUCAUGGGGGUUACUUUUAGGAAGGUAACUUAAGUACUAGGGUGGUCAAGAAAUACAUGUGUGCUGCAGAUGGACUUGAUUAGUAUUAUGCUCUUUGUGAAAACAAAUCAUCUUUAUUGUCCCUCUUGACUAGGAAACCAAAGCCAUUUUUUUAUUUCAAAGAUAAAAUAUAAGCUGUUCUGAUUUAAAACUUUCACAAAAUGACUGGUUGUCUGUUUGUUGCUCCACCCUAAUCCUGAAUUUGAGUCUAUCCCUGAAACUUUACUGAAGCCUUUUGGUGGCACCACAGCACUUGUGAGCUCUCUGUAAUAUGUUUCUGCACCCUUCUUUACUUAAGGUAUAUGUGCUUCUCUUUUAGAAUUUCUUUGAAACAGUUAAGAAUAUUUUGAGUUGAGAGAAGAGUGUAGAGUAUGUGGUUAGGUACUGAUGUGUACAGGUAAGAUUUACUACUCACUGUAAACUUCCAAGUCUGUAAGAAAACAGUAUAUGCCUGAAGUGAAAAUAGGCUAAACAUGUUUUGGGAUCACUGCCCAAAUGCACUUUGUGUUGCAACAUUGCAGCAUUCAAAGAAAUCCAGCUGAUUUUUAAAAAACUCCUAGUACAUUGGAGUUUUAUAUAUCAGGGAAAUAUUCUGGAUUGAUGAUUCAGUUAUUUUAGCUUUUUACUAAUGUGCACGAGAAGAAUACAGUGCUUGCUGCCUUGUCAAAGGUCUUGUGAGUAUGAAACCUGUUCAUUUCUUCUCUAUGUAUAGAAUUCUACAGCCUUUUUGGUUUCUGUGAUGCCAUGUUUUCUCUUUUUUUCCCCCUUUAAAAUAAAAAUCGAGGCAAAAAAAACA
Messenger RNA from Ficedula albicollis (Collared flycatcher), 3618 nucleotides. It is a transcript of the gene ASNS, whose product is annotated as asparagine synthetase (glutamine-hydrolyzing). Lineage: Eukaryota; Metazoa; Chordata; Aves; Passeriformes; Muscicapidae. The record is from RefSeq and is a predicted model, not a curated record. Gene Ontology annotation, cellular component: cytosol. The transcript has 11 exons. Gene Ontology annotation, molecular function: asparagine synthase (glutamine-hydrolyzing) activity. The coding region runs from base 30 to 1715 and encodes 561 amino acids.